Molecule: messenger RNA, 2197 nt
Organism: Folsomia candida
Lineage: Eukaryota; Metazoa; Arthropoda; Collembola; Entomobryomorpha; Isotomidae
Product: LIM domain-containing protein A-like
Exons: 5
Coding region: 36-2159 (707 amino acids)
Source: RefSeq, a predicted model, not a curated record
CAUGCCUCCCAAAAGCUUUGUGUGGGGUUGCAUCAAUGAAUUCACAAAAGAAUUUUCACAACACAAUGGAUGACAACUUGAUCAAUAACUACCUCAAAAUUGUACAAACAGUCGUCCCGAAAAAUGAUGUGACGGGUAACCAAAAAAAGAAAACAAAGAAGAAGAAAAAGAAGACCAAGGUUCGAGAUAAUGAUUUGGACUCUUCUGAAGAAUCGGUAGAAUCAAACGCAUCGUCCGCAGAGGAACUUUCUCAAGAUGAUCUGGAACACAUGAGGGAGAAAGCACGGGUGGAAAAAUGGAUGAGAGACGACGAAGAUGACCCAGAACCAAACUGGUGGGAUAUUUUACCUCCGAAUCGUCCAUACCACCCGAUCGAUGAAAUUCCACCAAAUCACUACAGUGAUAGUGGUUCUUGGUCUAGUUUUUCUCCUUUCAGAGUGUCCAAGGGGCUGACUUCCUUCUUUGGCUCCAUAUUGCCCUCGAUAUCUUGGGGGCUUGGGAAUAAACCCGACGUUUUCUCAGACGAUCCAUUCUUUCAAGAGUUUCGUGGCUUUAAAGGCAGAAGCAUUGGCGAUGAUGAUAAAAGAAGCUUCAGUUGGCUGUUUGGCAAGAGUGGAGCAGUCGGUCAAACCGGGGGCGAUAUCCCAACCAGUGGAGGAGGAGGAGCACUUGAUACGAUCCAUCAUCGCAGAGGACCUGAUAAAAUUAGUAAGAGAAGGAAUUACAAAGGCAAGAGCAGUAAAAACAAGAACAACAGAGCUCGAAAGGGACACUCGAACGAGGAAGCGGACAAUCCGGCGGAAAAAUUUCAGUUAGCAAUCGAAAUAGGGAAACAGAUGGAGGACCCGAAUGAAUGCAAUUUUGUCUUUACUGGAUGUCCAUUCUCCUAUUUAGAAAUUAUUGAAAUUAUCGAAUCUUCAAAAAAAUCUGCUGCACAGGAAAUAGGGCAGGAUGACAAGCAACUUAAUUACUUGGAAAUUUUUGGAUUGGGCAACAAUUCGGAUUUGUCAAAUACUCAUUAUUUCCCAACCACAAGCGACAGACUGGAAAUUAACUUGAAAAUUGCCGAUAAAAACGUUGCAACUCUGAUCCCACAUUCCAGUAAUUUAAGAAAUCCGGAUGACGAUUUUACCCUGGAGAUCUCCACUGCACCCUCGAAUACGAAUAACCUUCAGGUGGAGUCUCAACCUCCCACGGACGCCAUCAAUCAUCAUCAUGCCCCCCUUCCUACAAUGUUCCGCACGGAUGUGCUGCAGGGCGAAAGCGUUAAUAGCAAUGUUGGUGGUGGAGGCAGUGAAGAUGACUCCGUUGAGCAUAACCUUAUCAGACCUCAAACCACAAUCAAUCCCAAAAUAACAAAGAGACGCAAGUCCAAAGGUCCUGCAAGGAUUAACACCAGGCAACAAUGGGGUUCAAAGCAUGGGUUAAAGUUAGCACCACUGGUCAAGCAUUCUUCAUCUCCUACAAUCCUUCGACAAUCACAACAACUGCAUACGCACACCAAGUACAAACAUAUCCCAUUACCCACAACGAUUAACAAACCCUCUCAUGUCAUUAACUAUCACUUUCAUAAUACCAACACACAUCCACAAGUGAGUCAUAAUCCACAACAGUUGUCCGUCCAUAGCUACCCACCACCAGCCACACCCCUUAAUAUUCAGCAACCGCAUUACUAUACUCAACAACCAGUUCAUCAAUCGACUUUAUCAUCCACCACAGUCGCAGCCCAAACGACGCCGUCAACCUCGUCAUCCGGCUUCCGGAAUGACCUUAAGUCGAAAAGACACAAGAAGAGGCGACGCAACAAACCAAAGCGCAAGAGGAAAAAUCCCGUUAGUGAAGAACGGAUUAUAAUUCGACUUCCAGAACCGACGCAACAACCGAACAACAACUAUUACAAUUUGUACCCUUUGCUCAACAACCCGACGUACAACUCGCCACCACCUCAACAACAGUCUCAAGCAGAUCAGCAGUAUCAUCACCAUCAUCAAAACCAACAUUACAGUCACCACAUCCCCCACCGACACUCCUCCCCUCAACCCACGUACUUUGCCCCACAGCAUCCAGGUUACCAGUCGCACCAGUCCUCGUACCCGUUUUACCCACAUUCGCCUCUGAUGCCACCAGGAAUAUUUUCAUACGUUUUAGGGAAAAAAUGAACACAGUUUAUUUAUUUAUUAAAUGAUUGAUUGAUGAA